GAACGAGCUGUAAACUUCGUGCAAAAAUCAAUAUAGACUACAACCAGACGGCCGUGGUUCACAAACACGGCAGACCUGAGAGAAAAGUGUCUUAAGACAACUCACGCCUACGGAACGGAACUGCUGCAGAAUCAGGAUGCCUCUCAACGCUGGCGCUUCACUUUAUCGACGGUCCCUGAAACUGGCCCUUGAUUGGGCCGUUCACCGCCAUAUCUGGAGAGGACAAGCUGUGUAUAUCCGCUCACUUUUCGAAGCCAACAAAGAUGUCCGCGAUCCCCGUCAGCAGAAGGUACUGCUUCAAGAGACAGAGAAGCUCCUAGAGACAUGGAAACACCCUGACCCUUACCGUGCACCUACGGCCCCGGGUGGCAGCAAGUACGAGAGAAACAUUCCCGCCCCUCAAUUGCCCCUUGCUUCGGACAGCUCGGCACACUGAGUAUGACUGCAGCUCCUUUGCGCAGUUAUCUUGUAUUCCUAGGUCCAUAGAUGAGAAUAAAUUGAC
Aspergillus costaricaensis CBS 115574 is the source of this 502-nucleotide messenger RNA. Its product is annotated as NADH dehydrogenase [ubiquinone] 1 beta subcomplex subunit 9. Bases 137 to 436 code for a protein of 99 amino acids. Gene Ontology annotation, biological process: mitochondrial electron transport, NADH to ubiquinone. The transcript is spliced from 5 exons. NCBI's taxonomy places the organism in Eukaryota, Fungi, Ascomycota, Eurotiomycetes, Eurotiales, Aspergillaceae. The record is from RefSeq and is a predicted model, not a curated record.